Messenger RNA from Mercenaria mercenaria, 1844 nucleotides. RefSeq lists its product as uncharacterized. NCBI's taxonomy places the organism in Eukaryota, Metazoa, Mollusca, Bivalvia, Venerida, Veneridae. The coding region runs from base 142 to 1044 and encodes 300 amino acids. The record is from RefSeq and is a predicted model, not a curated record. The transcript has 5 exons.
CCCUUUAUAAGAGAAAACUGACCUGCCAAAAUCAAAGCAUUGAGCUAACAACCAUUAUAAAGUAUAACACGAGUAUUAUAGUAAAAACUUACUAUUUAUAUAUUAUUUACAUCUAUAUAUUUUGAAAAAGAAAUUGUAAAAAUGAAAAUAACAUUUUCAGUAUGGCUAUCGUUCACUGUGUGUGCACUGGGACUGACGGUUGCGUCACCAAUAGGCAAAGUAUUUCAAGUCACUGGAAAAGACAGCACGGAAUCUCAAACUGUGUCACCACUUCUUCUAGCACUAACACUGUCAGAAGACCACGUAUCACUACUCCCACAAAAACCCUCAAGAUCUGACAAUAAUAUUAGAACCACAACUUUUCCACAUUCAGCUGUUUCAGGGACUAGAACCUCAGAAGAAACGAACAACUCACAUUUUAGAGGAGUUCGUAGCGCAACAUCUAAGGAAACUCAAACCCCAGAUGAAACCACAGUUGGUCCUAUCACGGAAGAAACAACCGCAAAAUCGGUGAAAGAGGAAUCAACCGUUGUCCCUGUCGAUGAAAUAACAACUUCUAGUGUGGUAACAGGAGAAACAACUGCACCUGUUGAAGUAGUUUUGGACCGAGAAUAUCUGGAUAAUGCAUCCAGAACUGUUAAAGCAGUUUUAGCAAAAGUGGAAAAUCAGAUCAUAGAGCUGGGUUAUCCGUAUGGUGCAGUGGAUGUGUUGUCCCGUCCCAUGCUCCCAUCAGAUAUUAGAGAAAAUGCGCAGCAGUGUGUUCAGAUACAGCCGAUGUUGAAGGCAAUGCACGAGCUUCUGAACGACUUCAUGUCCCAUCUGGAAGGUUUAACUACACUGAAUGGGGAUACUACUGUAAAAUACGCUGUUAGGGCACUUGACUGGUCCAUCUUCAAUCUGAUAUCACCAUUGUACAGUUACACCCCGACUGUGGCACCGGGAACCAAUGUAAAGAAUUCAGAGGAAGUUAUGUGCACUCUUAAGACAUUGCAAACCCAGUGUGAAAUUAUUGGCCACGUUCUUUUAGAUCUCAAAAACUGCUGAUACGCCGCCGAAAAUAGAACAUCUUCGUUAUACUAACAGAUUAUGAUUUCUCAAGGGAGAUAACUUCGUUGUGAUUAAGGACUUAAAACUGGACAAUGCAUAGGAUUUUUUUUUACAAUAUAGUGACAAAAGUGAACCAAUUUUAGUGUACAUGAUUGUACUACGUAGGAUUUUACAAGUGAACUGAUCUCACGUGUUGUGUUCAUAUUUAUUUGAUAAUCAUCGCCGCAUUUAAUGCAAUUUUACAUUGUGCCUGUGACUUGCCGAAAAGGACAAUAACUCUAGCAAGAAUUAGAUUCAUUCUAAAAUGCUGGUUGUCAAAUCUACCAAGAUACUUUUAGGAUAAGAAGCAGGUUUUUUUUUAGAUUUUACGUUCAAUCCAUACAUUUGCUCAACGCCCGGUAAUGCCGUGACAAUAUGUUUAAGAAUACCAAGUAUUCAGUAUUACCUCUUCCAGUAAUUGCAAUCUUACUUCAUUUGUGACCAUUUUGCUCAUUAUAUUUAUCCAGUGUUUAUUUCAACUAUUUAUUGUGAGUUAUAUUUGAACAAUACUCAUUACAGUUUGCUUUCAGUGUUUACAUGUCCCGGUUCAUGUUGUAUUUUGUCUUUUUUUAAUAUAUAUAUAUAUUUUUGUGGAUUUUUAAUCAAAUUGUUUUUAUUUUUGUUAAAUAAAUUCCAUAAAAGCACACGUUUUAUUAUGUAUUUUUCGUUUAUGUACGUUGUUAUCUCAAUCACUUUCAAAGUAAUUGCUUUGAAGUAAGUAUUUUUUACGGUGGCAUAGAGGUGACAGGUGUUUUUAU